Messenger RNA from Amphibalanus amphitrite, 2040 nucleotides. RefSeq names its product vacuolar protein sorting-associated protein VTA1 homolog (gene Vta1). Bases 147 to 1109 code for a protein of 320 amino acids. The record is from RefSeq and is a predicted model, not a curated record. Gene Ontology annotation, cellular component: multivesicular body. The transcript has 5 exons. NCBI's taxonomy places the organism in Eukaryota, Metazoa, Arthropoda, Thecostraca, Balanomorpha, Balanidae. Gene Ontology annotation, biological process: late endosome to vacuole transport via multivesicular body sorting pathway.
AAGGGGCAUUUGCAUUUGGAUUUCGGAGAACGCGCUGUGAUAAAAUAAUCGUCUAGAGUCCAGAUUGAUAUAUAUAAUAGUCCAAUAUUUUUUGGACAUAAAGCUUUAAAAAUUUACUUUACCUUCGUUCUCUGUUUCAAUGUAAAAUGGCUUUAAACUUGCCACCAGUUCCUGCUAUAUUGAAACCUAUUCAACAUUUUCUGAAAGUUGCCUCAGAACAUGAAAAAAGGGAUCCUGUCAUCACUUACUGGUGUCGUUUGUAUGCUCUCCAGACGGGUAUGGGAAUUGACAAGUCCAAUGAGUCGCUAGCCAUUCUCAUUCCCUUGAUGGAUUGGCUGGAAAAUACCAAAAAGGCCAGUACCGCCAAUGAGGCUAUCGUCCAGGAUGUGGUGGCGCAGGCGCACGUGGAAAACUACGCCAACCGUCUGUUCCUCUGGGCAGAUAAGGAGGAUCGGGCAGCGCGCUUCAACAAGUCGGUGAACGACCUCAGGCUGACCUGGCUUGCCCGAGCAGCUCGCUGGAACGUGGUGAAGGCCUUCUACACAGCGGGCGUCAUCUUCGACGUGUGUGAGACGUUCGGCGAGCUCUCUGUGGAGGUGCAGGAGCAGCGCAAGUACGCCAAGUGGAAGGCGGCGUAUAUCCACAACUGCCUGAAGAACGGCGAGCAGCCGCAGCCGGGGCCCGCCGGCGGCGGAGACGACGAAGCAGAAGGCGACGUUUCGCUGUCGGUGCCGUCACAGCCGCAGGAACCGGGCCCCUCGGAGCCUCACCCAGUGGGUUUCCACCAGCCGCAGGACCCGGCACACAGCGCCUACCAGCCCCCGGCGGCUCCCGGCCCCUACCAGCCGGCUCCGACCCCCUACCAGCCGGCUCCGACCCCGCACCACCCUCCCCCGGCGGCACAGACGCCCACACCCGCCCCGCCGGCCCCGGCGCCGCGCGCCGCCGCUGCGAGCGGCUCGGCCGUCUCACUCAACUUUGAUCAGAUCGCCAAGGCACAGAAAUACAGCAAGCUGGCGUACAGCGCACUGAACUACGAGGAUGUGCCGACAGCAGUGGCGAACCUGCAGAAGGCACUGACGCUCCUACAGACCGGCCAGGACUCUUAGGCGGUAGGCGGAGGGGCGGAUAGCAGAACGGGGAGGAGGGGGAGGUUGGUACGAGAUGGGCGGGGAGACAAGGAGGGGGGUAAGAGGCGGGCGGGUGGCACCGGAGAUUGAUCCAGGUAUGGAUAGUGAGUGCCUGGGAGGGACGCGCUUUGGGCGAUCGCAACACCUGCGUAAGUGAUAGCUUUUGUCGCUGCCGAGAUGUGUGAAUGAUGCUGGUAGAUAUCGAUUGGUGAAUGUUUCACCAGGUAUUAUGCUAUGAAAGUGUGAGUUUUCAACUUCAUCUACACUCGCCAUUUUGCACAUGGUAGAUUUGAGUGUGCACCGUAUUUGGUAGUACGUGUGUGCUCACAUGGAAUGAAGUGGCCAUUUUCGUGUGCUAGCUUAACCAAGUCAAGUUGAAUCGGCUAAAUGCAUCCCGUCAUAUAAUCAACCAGUGAGUUUCAUUUCGUCUUGCUAAUUGAACAAAAUGGAACGGAUGGAUAAGUGAAAGCAUAGUUUUGUCUCGGUAAGCAGGAAUGCCUUUGAGAUGCUUCUUUGUCUGAUGAAAAUAACUGCGCUGUUCAGCAGUGUUCGGUCCAGAUUAAAUGAGAUUUGAUAGUUGCUACGCUACUGAACUGAAAGUAUUCAAGAAACUCGGGAUAGCUCAAGUUGAUAGGGCUUAUCCGGAAACAUUUGAUGUUAGCGCAGAUGGACGUUUUGUGGCCAUUUACUUUUUCUUUCAGCGCAUUUGAAAGGCAUUGUCUUCAGUGUGUUUUGCGCCUCACCGGGAAUUGCUUAGGAGGCUGAAUGACGUUCUUUGUCGGCAUAUAUAUGUUGUUUAUUGUCGCGUCAGUGAUGAUAUCUUCCCAGUCAUGUUUCUUGCAAGGAGUGAUAUCGGCGGCCUCCACUGCUUGUGCUUGACUGCACCAAUAUACUGGCCUCGAUCCACCAA